Molecule: messenger RNA, 6421 nt
Organism: Loxodonta africana (African savanna elephant)
Lineage: Eukaryota; Metazoa; Chordata; Mammalia; Proboscidea; Elephantidae
Product: zinc finger protein 160-like
Exons: 6
Coding region: 276-2321 (681 amino acids)
Biological process (GO): negative regulation of transcription by RNA polymerase II
Molecular function (GO): DNA-binding transcription repressor activity, RNA polymerase II-specific
Source: RefSeq, a predicted model, not a curated record
CGCCUGCGCAGUUUAUUACAGACGCGGAAGCGGUUUACGCGGAGCGAAAUUCGUAGUGAGCCAGACCUCUCCCCUGAACUCCAAACUCAUGUAUCCAGCCAGCUCCUCGACAUCUCUGCUGUGGCCUCUCACAGGCAUCUCUACCUUAAACCGAGCAACACUGACCUCCUGAGUUUCACUAAAGGUGUCCAUGGCUCUGUGAAGGGCGGCCCUGAACCUCCUGGGGCUCUGGUGAACAUCUCGGAUUGACUUCUCAAGACCAGUCUUGCCUGAGAAUGAAGCCAGGAGGAAGAAGAAAGAAAGAGGUGUCCGAAAUGGCUCAUUGCCAGGAGCUGUUGACAUUCAGGGACGUGGCCAUAGAAUUCUCUCAGGAGGAGUGGGCAUGCCUGGACACUGGUCAGAGGGCUUUGUAUAAGGACGUGAUGUUGGAGAACUACAGGAACCUGGUCUCCGUGGGAAUCUCAGUUCCUGAGCUGAAUAUAAUCUCUGUUUUGGAACAAGGAACAGAGCCAUGGACUGUGGAGGAGAAGGAGAAAAUAACAAAACACCCAGAUGCUCCUCCUAUGUGUGUGAGUAAGGCAUUAUCUGCAAAAGAGAACGUUAAUAAAGGAGAAUUACUCGAAGCAAUGGUGAAUGGCAUUGAGGAUUUUGACUUCAGGAAGGUCAGGGAAAAUAUGCAUGAGUUUGAGAGUCAAUGGGGAGAUAUUGAAAGAAAUUACAAAGGAGUGACUAGGACCUUUAACAAGAAUUUCACUUGUAGAAAAGAUCAAUGUGAUAAAACAGAUUUGGGAAGCAAGUAUAUGAAAUGUUUUGAAAAUACGAUUGGAUUAAGGUUUCAGUUACAUCUGGAUGAAAUACAGAGUUGUCAAACUGAAGAGAAAAUGCAUGAAUCUAAUCAAGAUGAGCAGUCUAUCAGUAAUGGUUCUUCAGUCUCACCACUUCAAACAAUUUCUCCCAGUGUCAAAACCAACAUUUGUAAUAAAUAUGGGGAAGUUUUUAUGCAUCCUUCAUUGCUUACACAACACCAGAAAACACACAUUAGAGAGAAACCUUAUAAUUGUAAUGAGUGUGGGAAGGCUUUUAGCCAAAGGUCAACUCUUGUUAACCAUCAGAGAAUUCAUACUGGAGAUAAACCAUAUGAAUGUAAUGUAUGUGGCAAGGUCUUUACACAAAAUUCAAAUAUUGCAUUUCAUCUGAGAACCCAUACUGCGGAGAAACCUUACAAAUGUAAUGAAUGUGGUAAGGCUUUUAUACAUAAUUCGAGCCUUGUGGAUCAUCAGAGAAUUCAUACUGGAGAGAAACCUUUCAAAUGUAAUGAGUGUGGCCAGGCUUUUAUCAGACGUUCACAACUUUGGGAUCAUGAGAGACUUCAUACCGGGGAGAAACCUUACAAAUGUAAUGAAUGUGGCAAAGCCUUUAAUCGUGGCCCAAACCUCACUACACAUCAGAGAAUUCACACUGGUGAGAAACCAUAUAAAUGUCAUGUAUGUGGUAAAGUCUUUAAUCAAAAUUCACACCUUGUGAUUCAUCAGAGAAUUCAUACUGGAGAGAAACCUUACAAAUGUAAUGAAUGUGGUAAGGCAUUUAUUUAUAGAUCAAGCUUUGUCAAACAUCAGAGAAUUCAUACUGGAGAGAAACCUUACAGAUGUAAUGAAUGUGGCAAAGCCUUUACCUGUGGCCAGCACCUCACUAGACAUCAGAGGGUCCAUACUGGAGAGAAACCACACAAAUGUAGUGUGUGUGGCAAGGCUUUUAUCCAAAAAUCAAAACUUGUGCGACAUCAGAGAGUUCAUACUGGGGAGAAACCUUACAAAUGUAAUGAAUGUGGUAAGGAUUUUAUACAUAGUUCCAGCCUUGUGCAGCAUCAGAGAAUUCAUACUGGGGAGAAACCAUACAAAUGUAAUGAAUGUGGCCAGAUGUUUUUUACACACUAUCAACUUUGGUAUCAUGAGAUAAUUCAUACUGGAGAGAAACCUUACAAAUGUAAUGAGUGUGGCAAAGCCUUUAACCUUGGCUCAACUCUCAAUACACAUCAGAGAAUCCAUACAGGAGAGAAACCAUAUAAAUGUAAUGUAUGUGGCAAGGGCUUUAUUCAGAAAUCACAACUUGCAAAUCAUCUGAGAAUUCAUACUGGAGAAAAACCUUACAAGUGUAAUGAGUGUGGGCAGACUUUUUUUACAGGCUCUCAGCUUUGGUCUCAUGAGAGAAUUCAUACUGGAGAGAAACCUUUCAAGUGUAAUGCCUGUGGCAAAUCAUUUAAUCGGAGCUUACAACUCACCAGGCAUCAGAAUAUACACCUUGGAAAGAAACCACACAUGUAAGGUGUGCCCCAGGGCUUUUUUCCAGAGAUCAAUACCUGUGGAAUAAGAGAAUUCAUAGUGGAUAGAAUCCUUACUAAUGCAGUGAAUGUAUCAGAUCAUAUAUCCUUGAGAGAAACUACAUGAAAAUAACGUGUGUGGCUUGGCUUUUAUCCAAAGUUCUGGCAAUGUGGAACAACAGAUUUGAUAUUGUAGAUAAAUUUUAAAAGUAUAGUGAAUGUGGUAAGGCUUUUCUUGACUAUUCAUACUUUAGGGGUAAUGAGAAAAUUCAUACUAGAGAGAAGCUUUAAGAAUAUUUAUGAAGGUGCCAAGGCCUUUAAACGGUGGUCUGACCUCAGGGUUCACCAUGAAUUCAUAAAGGAGAAUAACCUUACAACUGAAUGUGGUAAAUUAUGUAACCAGUUUUCACAAUGAAUUCAUACUAGGGGGAACUAAGUUUCUAGUUCUCAAAGAUUAAUCAACCUCAGAUGUUACAUUCUACUUUGUAAUUAAAUUCCUAAAUCUGUUAAAACUCAUGAGAUUAUGUGUGUCAAAGGAAGAAGUACACGGUGGAAAGGUCCAGUUAUCUUCAAUUUGUAAAAUAUUUCUAUUUGUGAUUUCCUGAAAAGACUACAUUAUUCAUGACUUUCAACCUGAGGUUUGAAAUGUGUUGAUAUCAUGCUGUCACUGCUGACCCUUCAUGCGUCACCCGUGAUGCUCUUCAGGAAGGGAUCAAUGAGAUGAAAGGGGCUACUUCAUUAGAUGAAAUUCACUCAUGUCUAUAUUCCCUGGAAGAACAAGGAUACUGGAUUUUAAAAUACAAUAUGGUGGAAGUUUGUAUGAGAGUGGAAUGGGGUGGAGAAUAGAUGAAAAGCUGUGAUUUGUCUCAUCAUGAUUAAUGUGUCCAAGAACACCUCUAGAGGGCUACUGUGAGUUAUAGGAAAGAAGUGCUCUACCAGCUGACAAAUAGAGCAGACCAGGACAUUGAGAAACAGAUUUUGAUGGGAGGAGAGUGAUAGGUUACUAAGAACUGCUUAUGUGGUAGAAAUGUUGUUAGGUACCAUCGAGUCAGUUCUGACUUACAGUGACCGUAUGUACAACAUUUCAAUGUUGAAGUGACAUAUAUAACAUUUUCCAUGAUGAAUUCAUACAAUACACAAUUCUGGGAAUAUAUCUUCAGAGUUUGCACUUGAGUCAUUCUGCAUUUUGCCUCUGGAUAUUUAUGUGGAUAUAAUGAAAAUUCCAUAGCAGGGCAAUUUCUUACUCUUGACUCCCUGAAACCUCCCUAACUAUUGAUGGAUGUUCUGUAUGCAGUACAAAUAAUGGAGGGGAAAUGAAUUUUGAAUUCACUUGAAUUGCAAUAGCUGUUGUAUAGCAAAGAUUAAUGAAAAAAUGUUAUUCUUGGAAACUGAAGAGGGAACAGUUAUCGGAGAGGAAAGUUUAAUCAAAAGAACCAAAAUUGUGCAUGUGCAGGAUUCACGUUUAACCACUGGCAUUGCAUUUUGGUACUGUUUUAUUCAGAAUGUAUAGAUUUCAUGUUUAAUAAAAUUUAAUCAUUUUUUUAUUACCCUGAAUGGAUUAUGUUCCUUUUACCAACAGUCAUAUCUUACUUCGGUAGGUUAUUUCGUAAUAGACACUAACGGUGCACCAUUAGGCUCUCAAGGUUGAAAUGGCGUAUAUAACAAUGAUUUCCAUGGUAAAAUCAUACAAUUCUGAGAAUAUAUACCCAAAAUUUACACUUGAGUUAUUCUCUCUGCACUUUGCUUCUGGUUAGUUAUGUGGAUAUAAUGCAAAUUCCAUAAUGGAAAAUUUCUUACUCUGACUUCCUAAAACCUCCAUCACUAUUCAUGGAUAUUUACUGUAUGAUUAUAUUUCCACAUGCCCUUUAUUGUGCCUAAAUAAAACCAUGGCUUGCAUUGGCCUGUAUUUAUAUGAGGUGAAAAAUGUAUUAAGCAUAUGAAACUUGUUAGGAAUAAAAGAAAAUACCUAGAAUAACAAAUUAAUAUUUUGUCUCCUUGGAGUGCUCACUGAAAUAAUAUGAAAAGAUCAUGUUCAUCAGUUUCCCCUUAAGAAGAUAGAGUUUUUUUUGUUUUUUGUUUUUAAUACAGACUUUUACAAACAUACCUUCCCAACCAUUUUUUUGUUAAAUUCCCUUGGUUGCCAAUGUGGAAUAACAGGAUGAACUUAGAUUCCUCGAGCUGCCAUAACAAAAUACCACAAACUCAGCAGAAUUUAUUCUCAGUGUGGAAACUGUAAAUGUCGUGGUGUGUUGUCUGGGUUGGUUCCUUCUGGAGGACUCUGCAGGAGAGUCUGUUCAAUGACUCCUAAGUUUCUGAUUUUGACCUUUGACAUUCCUUGGUUUUUAGAUGCAUCAUUCCAAUCUCUAUCUUCAUGUAGUGCUCUCGUUGCUUGUCUCUCUUCUAAGGACACACAAAGAAAGAUUGGGGCCCACCCUAAUUUAAAAAAAAAAUUUUUUUUAACCCCAUAUUAAUUACAUCUGCAGUGACCGUCUUUCCAAGUGGAUCAUGUUCAUGGGUACUGUCAGUUAAAAAUUGAGCACAUUUUUUGGGGUCACACAAUUUCAACCUAUUAAUAGACCUACAGCCAAAAUUUGGUUUGGAUGUUGAGAUUGGUAGUGCCACACACCAAAGGGACAUGAGAAUGUUUAUUACACACUGAGAGCAGGGCAGCCUUCCCAAGAAGGUACCAAAAUGGCUUGAGGUUUUAUGGUUGGUAGGGAGUGGGGUGCUAUGAAGGGCACUUGUGCAUGGUUUGAACUUUCUACCAAGUGAUAAGGGAGGCUUUUUUUUUUUUUUUAAAUCAAAUUGCAUAGAUGUAGGCAGAAGGGAAAGAGAGAUGAGGUUUAAAAGCUGCCAGUAGCCCAAAGUCAAAAAAUGGAGACAGACUUAAAACACAACACUGAAUUUAGGGGUCUUGAAGCUCAUGACUUCUUGCGGGAGAAAGAUUACAAUUUUUCUUCAUGCAAGUAACAUGCCUUUCCUACUCCCCACAGCAAUCUUUGCGCUAUAUGAUUGUUCCAAGUGCUUGGCAAAUAUGUUUAGAUAAAUUACCUAGGAUUCUUUAAUAGUUCCACAAAAAUGAAUGUGUGGAAGUGUUUAUCAGAUGAAAUAUUUAAUUUUACUAGAAGGGCAGUUUUUCAAAGGCUAUAAAAAUGUCAGUUUGAGGUAUGGUAAUAUGUUUACAUCAUUCUUUUAACUAGUAAACUGAAAAAAAAAAAUUGUCCUCACCAUUACUUUUUUUUCACACGUUUUAAACCCAAUUUAUAUGUUUAAUUUACAUUUCUUCCCCAUGUUACUCCAGUGAAAAAUAGAGGAUACACAAAUAAGAGCUUGUUUUGGGUCUUGUGACAUAGGGCAAGCACAGGUACAAAGCAGGUGUUCUAUAAAUAUGAAGAAAGUCCCAUUAAAUCUGUAGUUAAAGAACAGGGGAGUUAUAAUAAACUACAACAUGUAAUGCGGAGAAAGGAGACCAUUAAAUCUCAUACUGGGAUUUGGGGAGCAAAAUGCAUUUAUUUUACCUUCAUAUUAUCUGUCCAGUUCCUCCCAUUCUUGCCAUUGUCAUUAUCAUGAUCUCUUGCUUUCAUCAAUGCAAUGGAAAUUGUACCCUGGAUCUCAAGGUGUUUUUGGUCAGCAUAAUUAUUAGAAGAAAAAUUUGGAAUUUACUUGUUAUCGUAGAAAUACAGGUUACAAAACAUUUGCCAUUUCCACCAUCUUCACAUGUACAUUUCAGUGACAUUAAGUAUGUUCAUCAUGUUGUUCCACCAUCACACUUACCUGAUCCCAGGUUUUUCCAUUGCCUUUAACAGAAGCACAGUGUCUCUCAAGCAUUCUGUCUUCCUUUCCCCCUCCCUCCCACCUAUGUCUAGUAAGCACUGUGGGGUCUGGAAACAAAACAAUCCUAGAGACUUUAUACACAAGUGAACUGUUUUCUCUCAGUUGGCCUACUCUGACUUGCGUGACGUUGCAGGAUGUUUAAUGACCAUGCAGUAAAGUUGGAGCCCAGGUGGUACAGUGGUUGAGAGCUCCCUGCUAACUAAAUGGUCAGCAGUUUGAAUCAGCCAGCCACUCCUUGGAAACCCUACGAGGCAGUUCUACCCUGUCCUG